Quercus robur (English oak) is the source of this 1966-nucleotide messenger RNA. RefSeq lists its product as uncharacterized. The transcript has 8 exons. NCBI's taxonomy places the organism in Eukaryota, Viridiplantae, Streptophyta, Magnoliopsida, Fagales, Fagaceae. The coding region runs from base 323 to 1519 and encodes 398 amino acids. Gene Ontology annotation, molecular function: GTPase activity; GTP binding. The record is from RefSeq and is a predicted model, not a curated record.
GAUGUUGAAAAAAACACAAACAAAACAACAAUAAACUUAGAUUGUGCAUUCCGUGAGGAGCAGAGAGACACCACCGGACCUAGUCACUGUCAGACGACCGGAGCCGCUAGACAGAGAGACUCCAUAAGGCGGAGAUAGAGUGUUUCAGAGGGCCGUUACCGGUGGAAAGUCAAUCCUUGAAGCAAUCCAAGUCUGAGAAGAAACAGUAUGACCAGUGCCACCACAGACACAGACGGGCGAGUGAAGAUGGGGGAAGAAGAAAAGAAUUCUCUUGAGAUUGAGUUUGAGAAUCGACCCGCUAUCUUCGUCCUUGGAUCCUCCAAUGUUGGCAAACGGACCCUCCUCUCCCGAUUACUCUCUGUGGAUUUUGAAGAGGCUUCUGAUUCAUCGUCUGAUUUUAGGAUUACUCUCUGUGGAUUUUGAAGAAGCUUCUGAUUCAUCGUCUCAACUUUGUUGCCAUGGCUGGACUAUCAACACCAAGUACUACACGGCUGAUGUUUCUGUAUGGAUGGCUCAUCUUCAUGAUGCCUUCUCUAUUGGGACAUUGCCAAUGUUUAACCAGUUGGCUGCCUUGGUCAUGGUUUUUGACAUGAAUGAUUUAUCAUCUCUUGUUGCCCUUAAGGAUUGGGUAGCUCGCACUGAUAUUCAAAAUUUUGAAAUAUUAUUAUGCAUUGGCAACAAGGUGGAUCUCCUUCCAGGGCAUCCAGUUCAUUCUGAAUACAGAAGACACCUGCAGAAGCAGCUUGGAGAUUCCUCUGCUGAUCCUUAUGCAGAGUCUACUGAAUAUGGAAUUUCAGAAACUGAAGGAAGUAGUCUAUUGGGUGACGAAGAACCUUCGUGCAAGAUUAGGAGGUCUUGUUUGGAAUGGUGCACUCAACAUAACAUUGAAUUUAUUGAAGCUUGUGCUUCCAAUGCUGAUUUUGACAAGUGUUUAUCAGUUGAUGGUGAUUCACAAGGAGUUGAACGCCUCUAUGGUGCUCUUUCGGCUCAUAUGUGGCCUGGAAUGAUUCUAAAAUCUGGCAAUAAAAUAACUGAACCAUCAUUACCUGAAAAAGAAGAGUUAUCUUCAGGAGAAUCUGAUUUUGAAUUUGAGUAUGAAAUCCUCUCUGCUGGCUCAGCUGAACCAUGGGAUGACACAGAUAAAGGAUGGGUUUCUGCAAAUGCUGUUACCCCAUCCUCAGAGAUGGCAGGGUUUGUUGCUCAAAAUAGCUCUGUCGUUGAACGUGAUCAAGAGAAUGGAACCAGAUCUGAUGAAGAAAAGCCUUCAACUUCAACGGCGUCAUUGCAGGAUGAGAAUGACCAGGGUGUGAUACCAAAUGCAUCUGAGCAAGCCACAGAGGUGGAUGAGAGUGCACCUUUUGAAUUAGAGGAUUUGGAACAGUUGAUGUCCGAGAUAGGGAAUGUGCGUGAAAGCUUGAGAUUGAUGCCUGAUUUUCAGAGGAGGGAAAUGGCAGCAAAGCUAGCCAUGAAAAUGGCUGCUAUGUUUGGGGGUGAAAGUGAUAAUGAUGAGGAAAUUUGAUCAGGGAAUGGGCUUACAAUGCUUUGGACUUCAUUGAAUUUUGUUCUUAGUGUCAUUCAUGAUCUUAUGUUGGGAGGACAUGAGCUGUCUGUUUAUGUACAAAGCAUCUCCUGUGUUGCUAUUCUGCUCUCUGAUUCUCUUGUCACUGCACAACAUGGUUAGUCAUGGAUUAAUAUGCCCGUGAUGUGCUCAAAGAGUUAAAGCCCAGAUUCUCCAAAACAUUGAUACAAAUAUAAAUCCUUGUAGAGGUUGUGUGAUAAUAGUUAAAUGCUUUCAUAUGUAGAUUGACAUUGAUAAGAAAAAUUAGCCAAAUUUUGCUUGUCUUUAAAUUGCCUGUAUUGCCUCUGCAUUUCCUGAGUUUUUGUGCAUGAAUUGAUGAUGAAAGAACUAAGGAUAUCUGUAUUGCCUUAUCAUUCAUUUUAUCUAAUACUGAAUGUUUACCAGUUA